GGGCCCCUCCCGCCGCUCCGCGCUGAGCCACCGAUCUCUGGGACGAUUCCUGGCACUGCUGUGCUUCGCUUGCUGCGCCUCUCCGCGAUGCUGAAGGCUGCCAUGCGGCUGGUGGCGAGUCCCGGAGCGCUGUCGGCCACCGAGGUGCUGCUGGCGGCCGCGGCGCUGUGCCUGGUGCUGGCGCUGCUGCACCCCCGCCAGCAGCAGCAGCAGCAGCAGCAGCAGCAGCAGCAGCCCGCGCCCUCGGGGCUGCGGAGGCCGCCGGGCCCGCGGGGCUUUCCCGUGCUGGGGAACGUGCUGGAGCUGCGCAAGGACACGCACCUGGCGCUGACGCGGCUGAGCCGGCGCUACGGGGACGUGAUGGAGGUGCGCAUCGGCAGCCGGCCCGUGCUGGUGCUCAGCGGGCUGGACACCAUCCGGCAAGCGCUGGUCAAGCAAGGAGAGGACUUCAUGGGGCGCCCCGACCUCUACAGCUUCCGCUUUGUCACGGACGGGCAGAGCCUUUCGUUCAGCCCCGACUCCGGGGAGGUGUGGAAGGCGCGCAGGAAGCUGGCCCAGAGCGCCCUGAAGAGCUUCUCGGUGGCCCCCAGCCCCAACUCGUCCUGCAGCUGCCUGCUGGAGGAGCACGUGUCGCAGGAGGCCGAGUACCUGGUCAGCAAAUUCCUGCAGGUGAUGGAGCAGGAGAAGCGGUUUGACCUUAACCAGUACCUGGUGGUGUCGGUGGCCAAUGUCAUCUGUGCCAUGUGCUUCGGCAAGCGCUACGAGCACGACGACCAGGAGCUGCUGAGCCUGGUGAACAUGGGCAACGAAUUCGGGGAGGUGGCCGGGGGCGGGCACCCCGCCGACUUCAUCCCCGUGCUGCGGUACCUCCCCAGCCGCACCAUGGAGCUCUUCAAGGACAUCAACCGCCGCUUCAACGCCUUCGUGCAGAAAAUCGUGCAGGAGCACUACAGCAGCUUUGAUAAGGAGCACAUCAGGGACAUCACGGACUCGCUGAUCGGGCACUGCCAGGAGAAGAGCGCCGGGGAGGACGGCCACGUCCAGCUCUCCGACGAGAAGAUCAUCCACAUCGUCAACGACCUCUUUGGGGCAGGCUUUGACACCGUGGCAACCGCCCUGUCCUGGAGCCUCAUGUACGUUGCCUUGUACCCUGAUGUCCAGAGGAAAAUCCAGGAAGAGCUGGACCAGACCAUCGGGCGGGAGCGGCGCCCGCGGCUGUCGGACCGGGGCAAGCUGCCCUACACCGAAGCUUUUAUCCUGGAGAUGUUCAGGCACUCCUCCUUCGUGCCCUUCACCAUCCCACACAGCACGACCAAAGCCACGGUGCUGAAUGGUUACUACAUCCCCAAGGACACCUGCGUGUUCAUCAACCAGUGGCAAGUGAACCACGAUGAGAACCUUUGGAAAGACCCCUCAGCCUUCAGGCCCGAGCGGUUCCUGACGCCCUCGGGGGCAGAAGUGAGCAGGACGGAGGGGGAGAAGGUUCUGUCCUUCGGGCUGGGCCGGCGGCGCUGCCUGGGCGAGGCCAUCGGCCGCUGGGAGAUCUUCCUCUUCCUCACCACGCUGCUGCAGCAGCUGCACUUCAGCCUGAGGCCCGGGGAGCCCGUGGACAUCACCCCCCAGUACGGGCUGACCAUGAAGUACAAGAAGUGUGAGGCUUUCCAGAUCCAGCCGCGUUUUCCCGCGAAAAGCUCCCCCUGAGCCAGCCGGACACUCGGCUUCGGUUUUGUUGUGCUUUGCUGGAGGCUGAAAUCUUAUUUUCCAGCUCCUUGUGCCGCUGGGAAUGGGUGCUUCCCACUGCCUCAGAAAGGCUGAAGCAGCACCCACCUCGAGGGGACCCCUCCUGGGUGCACCCACACACCCAAAUUCCUUGAAUGUAAACCCAUGGAGCGAAUUCCAUGAGUCUUCCUACUGAUUAAAAAAAAAUCAACUCACCAGCAGUGCUGCUCAGAGACUGAGAUUUUUAAAUCAAUCCCCACCACGGAGCCUCCUGGAAAAUCUCAAAGGACUGAGAAAAGGAACAGGGACCCUCCUGGCUUUCAG
Molecule: messenger RNA, 2043 nt
Organism: Ficedula albicollis (Collared flycatcher)
Lineage: Eukaryota; Metazoa; Chordata; Aves; Passeriformes; Muscicapidae
Product: cytochrome P450 1A4-like
Exons: 9
Coding region: 88-1701 (537 amino acids)
Biological process (GO): progesterone metabolic process; hormone biosynthetic process
Molecular function (GO): heme binding; iron ion binding; steroid 17-alpha-monooxygenase activity
Source: RefSeq, a predicted model, not a curated record